Baudoinia panamericana UAMH 10762 is the source of this 1960-nucleotide messenger RNA. RefSeq lists its product as uncharacterized. The transcript has 2 exons. Gene Ontology annotation, molecular function: acid phosphatase activity; metal ion binding. Bases 231 to 1715 code for a protein of 494 amino acids. The record is from RefSeq and is a predicted model, not a curated record. NCBI's taxonomy places the organism in Eukaryota, Fungi, Ascomycota, Dothideomycetes, Mycosphaerellales, Teratosphaeriaceae.
CGCGCACCCUGCUCUAUGUCCGAGCAGGAACUUAACACAACUACGCGGUUACGUUACGAAAUGUGCAGGUUGUCGCGCGGGUAUGUUGCCGUGAUGUCGCUUCAAGAUGGUAACACCUAAUGGUGGCGGUUGAAUAUAAGCCUACCGUCUCCCGGGGGUAGGUAAGGUAAGGUUGUUACAGCAUCGGUUCUUCGCCCCUCCAUUCUCCAUACACCAUUAUAUAUCCGGCCAUGGAUGUCUUGUCUCUCUUCAACGUGCUCAGCAUUGUGGCUGGCACGGUCUUAGCAGCCAACUACCCGCCCAUCCCGUCGGACAAAACCACACCUGUCCAGCAGCGCAUUGCCAUCAAUGGCCCAAAUGCUAUGGCUAUCGGGUGGAACACCUACGAAAAGCUCGACCAGUCCUGCGUUCAAUACGGCACCAGCGAGGAUAGCCUCACUUCUCAGCAGUGCUCGUCAGACAGUGUAACAUACCACACGUCGCGAACUUACGGAAAUGCGGUCGUUCUCUCAGGCUUGGAGCCAGCGACGACCUACUAUUACAAGAUCGUUUCGACGAACUCCAGCGUUGACCACUUCCUAAGCCCGAGGUCCCCGGGUGACUCGACUCCGUUCAACAUGGACGUUGUUGUCGAUCUCGGUGUCUACGGUAAAGACGGUUUCACAACGACUAAGAGAGACACAAUCCCGAACAUACAGCCUGCACUACAACACACCACCAUUGGCAGCCUCGCGACGAACGUUAAUGACUACGAGCUCGUUAUUCACCCUGGCGACUUUGCCUACGCGGAUGACUGGUACUUGACUCUCGACAACCUGCUUGACGGCAAGGAUGCGUACCAAGCCAUUCUUGAGAAUUUCUAUGAUCAGCUUGCGCCCAUCGCGGGCAGGAAAGCCUACAUGGCAUCUCCUGGUAACCAUGAGGCGGACUGCACUGAGAUAGACUAUACAUCAGGUCUCUGUCCCGAAGGUCAAAGGAAUUUCACUGACUUCAUGACUCGCUUCGGCCAAACCAUGCCUACAGCCUUCGCUUCCAGCUCCAGCAACAGCACUGCACAGGCAGGCGCUUCAAAGGCGCAGAGCCUUGCCAAACCGCCGUUCUGGUUCUCCUUCGAAUACGGCAUGGUACAUGUCACGAUGAUUGAUACAGAGACUGACUUCCCAUCUGCUCCCGACGGUCCUGGCGGGUCCGCAGGCCUCGAUGGUGGACCCUUUGGAUUCACGAACCAGCAGCUCGAGUUCCUCGAUGCCGACUUGGCAAGCGUUGACCGUACCAAGACCCCAUGGCUUAUCGUAGCUGGUCACCGGCCUUGGUACAGCACUGGAGACAGCUCGAACAACUGCACAUCCUGUCAGGCGGCGUUCGAACCGUAUCUCUACAAAUACGGCGUCGAUCUUGCGGUCUUUGGCCACGUACACAACACCCAACGCUUUCAGCCCGUCCAUAAUAGCGUUGCGGAUCCCGCUGGCCUGAACAACCCGAAGGCGCCUAUGUAUAUCGUUGCCGGUGGCGCUGGCAACAUUGAAGGCCUUAGCUCAAUUGGCAGUGAACCGAGCUACACAGCGUUCGCAUACGCGGAUGACCUCAGCUAUGCGACUCUGCAGUUCAUGAACUCGAGCUAUAUGGGUGUGCAGUUCAUCCAGUCGUCUACCAACGCUGUUUUGGACUCGAGCGUACUGUACAAGAAGCAUGACACGGCAUUCGUUGUACAAUAGCUGUCGUCUGUUGGAUGUUUCUGUAGUCCGUUAGCGCAUCUCUCCGAGUCAAGUCGACUCCCCAACUGUCCCCCUUUGUCACACUCCCUCAGAAGACUCGGUGGUUUGGCAAUGAUAUCCAUGCAAGACUCGCACGCUUACCUGAACCCGUGAUUCAUCUCUGUUAACACCCCGCACUGAGUACAACACUGACGGUAGGCUUGCUAUCUUGGCGGUCGACCAAUCCCAACAUCGUCACCAUUGCC